AUGCUAUUUAGCUUUCCCGCUUCGAGAUACCUACCGUAUACACUUCGCAUAAACUACUCUGUAACCUUGUUUUUCUCAGACAGCUAUCAUAUCAAUUUCAUAGUUUUCCAGGGAACAAUGCCCCGGCAUACUCACCAGCCCAUCCUUAUCAUUUGCGGAAUCUUCGGUCUCCUUCUUCUUGGAAUUUACUUCUACGUUCAUUUUCAUUCUAUCCAGGAAGAUCAGAAUGAGUUCGCAGCACAGGAGCAAAUUCUAAACCAGGCACUUCCCGACGAUAAGCAGUCUUCGACAUGUCGCCUGAUGCUUAUGUUGUUCAUUGUCAGAAUGAAGCACAUCGAGGCUGACAGCCGUACAGAGUUUCUCUCCGCUCAGGAACACUGUAGCGGACUCAAGAAAUGCUUCACAUCUUCUGGAGCGUUUCGUGGAAAUGGCAAUUUCGAUUUGCCGGAUUUCGGGGUGAAGCACAUGGAGUUGGAGAUGUGCUGUGAGGUUUUGGACGCGGCCGCUGAUUGGUUCAAGAAUUCGGAAGAGCAAGUCAAGUACCCCGGCAUUGAGAAGUGCAAUACUGGUAAAUUUGGGGUCAAAGGGCAAUUGAUUGAUCUGCCUGAAGUCGCAAAAGAUGAAUUAGAGUGGUGCGCCGAGCCAGAAUCAGAAUACGUCCAAGAUUAUUUUCCUCCUUCUGGCGAGGACGAGAAGCAAAUGUGA
Messenger RNA from Caenorhabditis briggsae, 705 nucleotides. The transcript has 3 exons. Bases 1 to 705 code for a protein of 234 amino acids. The record is from RefSeq and is a predicted model, not a curated record. NCBI's taxonomy places the organism in Eukaryota, Metazoa, Nematoda, Chromadorea, Rhabditida, Rhabditidae.